This is a messenger RNA of Sorex fumeus (smoky shrew), 3020 nucleotides long. It is a transcript of the gene SAFB2, whose product is annotated as scaffold attachment factor B2. Bases 16 to 2847 code for a protein of 943 amino acids. The record is from RefSeq and is a predicted model, not a curated record. Gene Ontology annotation, molecular function: sequence-specific DNA binding; RNA binding. The transcript is spliced from 21 exons. Gene Ontology annotation, cellular component: nucleus. Lineage: Eukaryota; Metazoa; Chordata; Mammalia; Eulipotyphla; Soricidae. Gene Ontology annotation, biological process: regulation of mRNA processing; regulation of androgen receptor signaling pathway; regulation of transcription by RNA polymerase II.
CGGGCGCGGCCCGGCAUGGCGGAGGCCGCGGCGGCGUCCGGGGACUCGGCCUGUGGCGCGGCCGCCGGCAGCCCCGGCGCGCCCGAGGCCGGGACGCGGCGCCUGAGCGAGCUGCGCGUGAUCGACCUGCGCGCCGAGCUCAAGAGGCGGAACCUGGACGCGGGCGGCAACAAGAGCGCCCUCAUGGAGCGGCUCAAGAAGGCGGUGAAGGAAGAAGGGCUGGACCCUGACGAGAUGGGCAUUGCCUUGGAGGCAUCGUCCUGCAGGAGGAUGACCAAGAGAGGUGGGAAAGGCCAGAAAUCAGAGGAAGAAGGUGCAGAGGACAAUGGCCUCGAAGAAGAUUCCCGAGACGGGCAGGAGGACAUGGAGACGGGUCUGGAGAGCUUGCAGAGUCUCGAAAUGAUGGACGUCAGUGUGUUGGAGGAGACGGACGUGGAGAACAGCAGCGCGCCCGACUUUGGGGACGACGGCACCGACAGCAUUCUCGACUCCCUGUGCGACAGCAAAGAAUUCGUGGCUGUGCAGCUGCGGGAGCUCCCCACUCAGCUCACAGAGAACGCUGUAGACGGGGAGAAUUUCGAGAAUACUCUGGAUGCCUCGUCACUGGACUUCAAAGUACCUUCGGACAUUGAAGAGCCUCUGUUGGAGCCAGAAAAUGAGAAAAUACUCGGCAUUUUGGGGCAAACUUGUAAAUCUGAGCCAGUAAAAGAAGAAGGUUUCGAGCUGGAGCCGCCAUUGGCACAGGACACGAGUAGCGUGGGGCCAGACAGAAAGCUGGCGGAGGAAGAGGACCUUUUUGGCAGCGGCCACCCGGAGGAGGGUGACUUAGAUUUGGCCAGCGAGUCACCGGCACGAGCUCAGUGGAGCAAGGCAGACGCCCUGUUAGCGGUAGUGAAAAGGGAGCCCGUGGAGCAGACAGGCGCUGGCGAGAGGACGGACUGUGAAGCCGUAGGGCUAGACCAGCCAGUUGAGGCCCAGAGUAGUGACGCCUCCGAGCCCGCGGACGCCUCUAGCGAGGAGGCGGCGGAAACGGCCCGGGAAGCCUCGAGCCCAGAGCCCAGAGAUAGCAAAGACGACGUGAAGAAGUUUGCUUUUGAAGCUUGUAACGAAGUCCCUCCGGCUCCUAAAGAGUCCUCAGCCAGUGAGGGCGCUGAGCAGAACACGAGCUCUUUUAAGGAAGAAAAAGAUAUAAAGCCAAUCAUUAAAGAUGAAAAAGGCCGCGCGGGCAGCAGCAGCAGCUCCGGCCGGAACCUGUGGGUCAGUGGGUUGGCGUCCACCACUCGAGCCACGGACCUGAAGAACCUUUUCAGCAAGUACGGGAAGGUCGUUGGGGCCAAAGUGGUGACCAACGCCCGCAGUCCUGGGGCGCGGUGCUACGGAUUCGUCACCAUGUCGACCUCGGAGGAGGCCACCAAGUGCAUCAGCCACUUGCACAGGACCGAGCUCCACGGGAGGAUGAUCUCCGUGGAGAAGGCCAAAAACGAGCCCGCCGGGAAGAAGUUGGCCGACAGGAAAGAGUGCGAGGUGAAGAAGGAGAAGGUGUCUGCUGCGGAGAAGCAUCGCCCGCCGGAGAUCAAAGUCGAAAAAACCGUGAUUAAGAAGGAGGAGAAGAGGGAGGAAAAGAAGCCGGAGGAUAUUAAGAAGGAGGACAACGACGAGGACGAGCUGAAAGCAGGGCUCCCCAACCGCUCCCGUGUCACCAAAUCAGGCAGCCGCGGCAUAGAGCGGACAGUCGUCAUGGAUAAGUCGAAAGGCGAGCCGGUCAUCAGCGUGAAGACCGCGAGCAGGUCCAAGGAGAGAAGCUCGCAGAGCCAGGACCGCCAGUCGGAGGGCAAGGAGAAGCGGGACAUCCUGUCCUUCGACAAGAUCAAGGAGCAGCGCGAGCGCGAGCGGCAGAGGCAGCGCGAGCGGGAGAUCCGGGAGACGGAGAGGCGGCGGGAGCGCGAGCAGCGGGAGCGCGAGCAGCGCCUCAAGGCCUUCCAGGAGCGCAAGGAGAAGAUGCGGCUGCAGUACGAGCGCGCGCAGCUGGAGUGGCAGCGCCAGCGGCUGGAGCGCGAGCGCGUGCGCGUGGAGCGCGAGCGGCGGCGCGAGCAGGAGCGCAUCCACCGCGAGCGCGAGGAGCUGCGGCGCCAGCAGGAGCAGCUGCGCUACGAGCAGGAGCGGCGGCCGGCGCUGCGGCGGCCCCACGACGACGACCGCUACGACGACCGGCGCGACGACGGCUACUGGCCGGAGGGGAAGCGCGCGGCCCUGGAAGGCGGCAGGUACCGGAACAGCUUCUCGCGGGCCAACCACCACGGCUUCCACGACUUCGACCACCGAGAGCGGUGCCAGUACCAGGAGCACGUGGCCGACAGAAGGGAAAGUUCGCGCUCCAUGAUGGCCGAGCGGGACGGGCAGCACUACUCGGACGACCGCCACGGGGGACCAGAGCGCCCCAUCAGGGACUCCCGGGAUGCCUGGGGGGGCUACGGCUCUGACAAGCGCUUGAGCGAGGGCCGGGGCCCGCCCCCUCCGCCCAGGGGUGCCCGCGAGUGGACCGAGCACAGCCAGCGGCUGGAGGAGCACCAGCAGCGCAGCUGGCCGGGCGCCACUGACUCAGGCACGUCGGGCCGGGAGCAUGCCAGGUGGCAAGGCGGGGAGCGAGGCCUGCCCGGGCCUUCGGGCCCAGCGCACAUGGCCAGCCGGGAAGGCCUGUCGGGGCGCGGCGGUUUUGCACAAGUUGGCCACUCGCAGGGCCACGUGGCGCCCAGCGGCGGACUGGACAGUGAAGGACUGGCCGGCCAGGACCGGGGCAGCCGCGCCCCGCACCCCCACCCGUACCCCCACUUCACCCGCCGCUACUGAGCCCCAUCCGCGCAGUGCUGCGGGCAGGCGGGGCCCAGCGGACUCGGGCCGGAGCCCCCCGAGCCUGGUCUCCCGGGGGGCGCGCGGGCCGCCGUCGGAGCCCGGGCCCACGGCUCGCUCUCCGCUCGCUCUCGCCCUUUUUAAAAUAAACGUGUUCCUGUUCUGCCAUUUCU